GCCAGUCCCGCCGCUAUUUUAGCUCGGGGCCGCGGCCGGGCUGCGCCCCGCUCCGCCAUGGGCCCCCCGCUCCUCCUCGCCUGCCUGCUCGCCCCGCUCUGCGCUCGGGGUGCCAGCCCAGCCCAGCCGGGCCCCGCAGCCCCCCAGGGCUGGCGGCAGCACGAGGCUCCUCGGCGGGUGAAGAGGGCCUGGGUGAUCCCCCCCAUCAGCGUCUCGGAGAACCACAAGCGCAUCCCCCACCUCCUGGUGCAGAUCAAGUCAGACAAGCAGCAGCCUGGAGGGGUGAUCUACAGCAUCAAAGGGCCGGGGGUGGAUGAGGAGCCCCUGGGCAUCUUCUCCAUCGACAAGUUCAGCGGGAAGGUUUUCCUCAACGCCAUGCUGGACCGGGAGGAGAACGAUCGCUACCGGCUCAGAGCCUUCGCCCUGGACCUGGGCGGGGUCACCCUGGAGGACCCCACCGACCUGGAGAUCAUCGUGGUGGACCAGAACGACAACCGGCCGCUGUUCCGGCAGGACGUGUUCACCGGGCGUGUGGUGGAGGGGGCAGAGCCAGGGACCUGCGUGCUCACGGUGGAUGCCACCGACGCCGACGACCCCGACACGGAUAACGCGGCGCUGCGCUAUUCCAUCCUGGAGCAGGGCGCUGCGGGAAUGUUCAGCAUCAACGCCAGCACCGGGGAGAUCUGCACCGCACGGCCCGGCCUCGACCGCGAGACCAUGGGCGUGUACAACCUGACGGUGCAGGCGGCCGACAUGUCCGGGGACGGGCUGACCACCACGGCCGUGGCCGUCAUCUACCUGGAGGACAUCAACGACAACCCUCCCGAGUUCACCAAGGAGGAGUUCUCCAUGGAGGUGGAGGAGCAGGCGGUCGGUGUGGACGUGGGCAAGGUUUUUGUGCACGACAAGGACCUGGCGGGCUCGCCCAGCUGGUUGGCCAAAUUCACCAUCCUGGAGGGCGACCCCGAGGGCGCCUUCGCCAUCCGGACCGACCCGCACACCAACGACGGCGUGCUCUCCGUGGUCAAGCCGCUGGACCACGAGGUGCGGGAUCGCUUCGAGCUGACGGUGUCGGUGCAGAACGAGCGGCCGCUGGAGCCCUCGGCCCCCGCCAGCCCCCGGGCGCUGGCCACGGUGCGGGUGCGGGUGCGGGACGUCAACGAGGCGCCCGUGUUCCGCGAGAACCCGCGGCGCAUCAGCGUCCUGGAGGGGACACCCCCGGGCACCCCCAUCACCACCUACACCGCCAGCGACCCCGACACCCACCAGGUCCAGACCCUCAGCUACGCGCUGCUCUACGACCCCGCGGGCUGGCUGCAGCUGGACCCUCACACGGGCACCGUACGCACCAAGCGGGAGCUGCUGCACCCGUCCGCCUUCCUGCAGGGCGGCUGGUACAUCGCCCUGCUUCUCGCCCGCGACGAUGCCGAGCCCCCGCUCUCGGCCACCGGCACCCUCUCCAUCGAGAUCCUGGAGGUGAACGACCACCCUCCGCAGCUGCAGCCGCCGGCCGGGGUGCUCUGCGGGCGGCCGGGACGCGGGGGGACCCUGCUCCUGGGGGCUACCGACGAUGACCGGCCCCCCCAUGGAGCCCCCUUCCACUUCCAGCUCAGCCCCCAGCACCCCCAGCUCGCCCGCAACUGGAGCCUCGCCCGUUUCAAUGUUACCCACGCCGUGCUGGCCGUGCUGGCCGAGCUGCCCGAGGGGCUCUACUCGCUGCCGCUGCUGCUCCGGGACUCGGGGACCCCCCCGCGGGAGCAGCAGCAGCUGCUGAACGUCUCGGUGUGUCACUGCGGCCGGGACGGCACCUGCCUGGACGGGGCCCUGGCCGCGGCCACCGCCGGGGCCGGCAUCACCCUCGGGGCGCUCCUGAUCAUCCUGGGCAGCACCAUCCUCCUCCUGGUGCUGGCGGCUCUGGGCGCUGCGCGGGUGCGCGGCCGCCGCCGGGCGCUGCGCAAGGGGCUCCUGCAGCGCUCUCGGGACGACAUGCGCGACAACAUCCUCAACUACGACGAGCAGGGCGGCGGCGAGGAGGACCAGGACGCCUACGACAUCAACCAGCUCCGGCACCCCGAGCUCUUCUGCCCCCGGGCCAAGCCCCCUCUGCGCAGGGACGCCCCGCUCAGCUCCGGGACCCCCAUGGCCCCCCGAAAACUGCCCAGCAGCCCCUCGGACAUCGAGGAUUUCAUCAAUGAGGGGCUGGAGGCGGCUGACAGCGACCCCAGCGUGCCCCCCUAUGACACCGCCCUCAUCUACGACUACGAGGGCUCGGGCUCGGUCGCCAGCCCCCUCAGCUCCAUCGUGUCCAGCCUGACGGACGAGGACCAGGACUACGACUACCUGAGCGAGUGGGGGCCGCGCUUCCGCCGCCUGGCCGACCUGUACGGGCACUAGCGGGGAUGGGGGGCAGGAGGGGCCCCCACUGCCCGCGGAGGGGCAGGUCCCGUACAAACACCCCAGAGGAGAUGCCCAGAGGCAGCGGCAUCGCGCACGGACCCGCACGGGACGGAGCGGCUUUGCACACGCGUGUGCAGCGGCUGCACACUCACACCCGCACAGCCCAGCUCAGCAAACCUGGGGGGACGCCCGGGUGAGCCCCACACAGCCGGGGAGGGGGCGAGGAGACCCCCACAAUAAAGAGCGGGGCUUGGUGGCGGGGGUGUGUGACCCCCCCACCAGCGACCCGUAGAAACAA
Molecule: messenger RNA, 2695 nt
Organism: Oenanthe melanoleuca
Lineage: Eukaryota; Metazoa; Chordata; Aves; Passeriformes; Muscicapidae
Gene: CDH15
Product: cadherin 15
Exons: 14
Coding region: 58-2394 (778 amino acids)
Biological process (GO): multicellular organism development; homophilic cell-cell adhesion; adherens junction organization
Cellular component (GO): plasma membrane; catenin complex; adherens junction
Molecular function (GO): cadherin binding; calcium ion binding
Source: RefSeq, a predicted model, not a curated record